GCCGCCCCGCCUCCCCCGGGUCCAGUUUCCACCUGCUGCUGCUGAUGCUGAGGCGUGUCAGUAGCAGGUAGACGCAGAGCAGCAGCUGCAGAGCUGAGCAGCCAUGAAGGAGUUGGCUCUGCUCCUGCUGGUGGUGGCCGCGGCGUCCCUCAGCUCCAACAGCAGCUCCAACAGCAGCUGCGACCAGUGCUGCGACUGUCGGGGAGACCUGGGCGUCACCGUCUGCUCCGGAGCCGGGCUGAGCCGCCCCCCCGGCCGUGUCCCCCCCUCCACUGAGCUGCUGGACCUGUCCCACAAUGCCAUCUCCAGCCUGUCCACUCACGCCUUCAGCAGCAGCCGCCGGCUGCGGGUGCUGCUGCUGCAGAGCAACCGCAUCGCCGCCGUGGAGGACGGCAGCUUCUCCCCGCUGGGCUUCCUGCAGAAGCUGGACCUGAGCCGGAACCGGCUCCCGGCCCUGACGGAGGGCUUCUCCGCCGGCCUGGCCGGCCUGCGGGAGCUGCAGCUGGCCCACAACCGGCUGAGCAGCCUGGACGGCCGCAGCUUCCUGCACCUGGACGGCCUGCAGAGGCUCAACCUGAGCAGCAACCGCAUCCACAGCCUCCACCCGAGGGCCUUCGCUGCCAUGAGCGGCCUGCGGCAUCUGCACCUGCAGGACAACCGGUUGGCGUCCCUGAGGAGCGGCGCCUUCGCCAUGCUGCGCUCCCUGGAGCUGCUGCAGCUGGCCGGCAACCGCAUCCAGCAGAUGGAGCCGGGCGUGUUUGACCCGCUGGUCAGCCUGGCGCUGCUGGACCUGGCCGACAACCGGCUGGCCGACGUCAGCUUCAAGACCUUCCUGAGCAUCCAGGCUCAGCGCACCCACAUCCUGCUGCGGGGGAACCCCUGGUCCUGCGACUGCGAGCUGCAGAGAGUCUUCUGGAAGCUGCGCAGCAUCCAGAGGCUCUUCCUAGACGACUACCGCAACCUGACCUGCAACGCCUCGCACGCCCUCGCCGAGCAGCUGCUGAUGGACGUGGACGGCGAGCUGUGUGUGGCGGAGACCGUCACCGUGCUCAUCAUCACCGUCACCGUGGUGGUCACCGUGCUGGCCGCCAUGCUGAUGGCCGAGAGGAAGAGGAGGAAGAGGAGGAAGGGGAUGCACUGGACGCAGCGGGAGGACUUCUCUGAGGAGUCAGACUUCUGA
Cololabis saira (Pacific saury) is the source of this 1180-nucleotide messenger RNA. RefSeq names its product reticulon-4 receptor-like 2. Bases 104 to 1180 code for a protein of 358 amino acids. Gene Ontology annotation, molecular function: protein binding. Gene Ontology annotation, cellular component: plasma membrane. Lineage: Eukaryota; Metazoa; Chordata; Actinopteri; Beloniformes; Belonidae. The transcript is spliced from 2 exons. The record is from RefSeq and is a predicted model, not a curated record.